Molecule: messenger RNA, 816 nt
Organism: Protopolystoma xenopodis
Lineage: Eukaryota; Metazoa; Platyhelminthes; Monogenea; Polystomatidea; Polystomatidae
Source: the annotation of a GenBank genome assembly
AUGGGUAGGCUGAGGCAUGUAGAAAAAAGGAUGCAGGCUUUGGAUGACACCACCACAUACAAGCUAAUCAGUUGGGACUCUAUGGAAACCAUUAAGUCUAGAAUCAGAAGUUGCCAGCAGAGUUGUGCAACAAACGGGGAACUGGAAAAGUUGAAGAUGAACACGCUUGUUCAACGAGAUUCUAGCCCUCUGAAUGCAUAUGGUCUGCCCAAAAUACGUCAAGAUGGAGUGCUACUUGGAAUUAUUGUGAAUAAUGGGGGAAGUGUGAUUUAUCAAACAUCACGUUUUAUUUGUAAUCGGUUGAAGCAAAUCUCCGAGACGUGGAAGACGAAAGCCCAGCACGGAUUCAUCGAGGCCGCAGGCCGGUGCGCCGAGGACCUAUUCGCACAAAUCUACAACCACAGCUCCAAGGUAACCCCCGCCUACGGCCUCAAGUGGAGCCAACUUACGAGCGAGAUGAAAGUUUCAACAAAUAUCGUCUUCAAAGUUAUGAAGCAUAAGACAGCAGCCAGGCCAAAUGUGAGUGAUGAUGAGCGCAUACGAGAAAAGGGAAUGAGUGAGGCGAGAAAUGAAUUAACAAAAAGAGGAAAAAAUAAGGUGCCUAAGAGAUCAGAAGACAGUAGCAGUACGCACAGAAAGAGAAUUUGCGACUCAGUUGGCCGAUUCCAGAUGCAUGACCCCAGAAGAUCAAGCCUGCCUCGCAGAACAGCCAACGCUAACAGCUGCUUGGUGUCGCAAUGUGUGCUGCAAGCCAGUUUUUGGAGGCUCGCAAUUUACAAAAUCGGUUCAAAUGGCAAGGAGUGUUUGAGCCGAUAG